Messenger RNA from Acanthopagrus latus (yellowfin seabream), 5050 nucleotides. RefSeq names its product protein kinase N1b (gene pkn1b). Lineage: Eukaryota; Metazoa; Chordata; Actinopteri; Spariformes; Sparidae. The transcript has 22 exons. Gene Ontology annotation, biological process: protein phosphorylation; signal transduction. The record is from RefSeq and is a predicted model, not a curated record. The coding region runs from base 1244 to 4066 and encodes 940 amino acids. Gene Ontology annotation, molecular function: small GTPase binding; protein serine/threonine kinase activity; ATP binding.
GGGUCAUAAGAGGGCCCUAAACAGCACCUUAGAAUAAUCUCUAAUCAUUCAAAUGAUCUGCUGGAGGGGCCUUUGGAGAUCAUUGUGUUCUAGGUACAAGCAAGACUACUGACGGCCCUGCAUGGGAGGGGCCCAUAAAACAUUCUUGUGUUCAGGCUCCAGAAUUCCUUGCUACACCCCUGCCCACAGAAACACAUGGACAGGCCCAGCCAGCCACCCCAGUGUAAAUGUGGUGCUCAUAGCAGAGCCAGCAAUUUGACUUGCUACAAGGUAAACUGUAUUAAAUAUCAGCUAGCACAGUGUUGGACAGUUACGUUAUGUACCAUUUAUUUCCACACUGGGACUGUAUGGGUGUAACACAGCGCCCUCUAGCGGGCCCCUGCAGACAUGAGUGGUUAGCAGCAAACUCCUCUUCUGUAAGUUAAUCAAUUCAAAUACUUUGUAUUUGUUGGAAGAAAAGUGAUUUAUGUAGUGUUACAUUGGACAAAUAGGACUUCUAAUUCGCACAACAAAUGCCUCUGUAACUUAAACCAACUAGAAAACGCGGCGGAAUUGUUGUUCCCUGUUUGUGCUGUAAGAAGUAUCGACUUGGUAAAUUGAUAUACAGACGUUUUAUGGUGAAGGCUGUAACCGGAAGUGCCGUGUGGCGUUGAGAAACCGGCUUAACGUCCGUGCCCUCCUCCCCAGCAUCACUCACCGGCUCACAGCUUUCCGCAGAGCCGAGCAGGAGUGCACCGCCGCGGGGAAGAUGGCCUCAGUUUGUUGUAUUAUGCAGAGCGGAGUGUGGCGGUGAUCCUGGCGGGUUUCGGGUUUCCCUGACAGUGUUUGUCUCCCCGAGGAUGAGAAGACAAGCCUGCAGGAGCAGCAGCGGCAGUCGCACUCACACUACUCCAGGACACACUGCACUGCGUGAUGCAGAUCAGAGUCCAAGAGUUGACAUCCUGCUGCCAGGAGGUGAUGGUGGUCUCUCUCCUCUGCUCACCUGCUCCUCAAACGUCACGAUGUUAACGUUUUAUUCACUUGUUCUUCACACAAGUCGGUGCAUCAACCUGCGUCUCCACCGGGACCGUUGACUGUCUUUCCCCCCCCUACGAUCCCACAGGACAGCCAACGCUGGACUGUUUGUGUUAAACCACCGGAGGACUUCAAAUGUGAUUUCUACGAUGAUCUGGCGGCUGUAAAGCGAGAGAAACAUUAAUAGAAGUCACCUGGCGUCGCAUCUAAUUGGCUGGCCGCGAAGCACAUGAUGGCCAAUAACAACGAGCUACAAAGUGAUCCAGGCGGGCUGUCGGUGCUUGAGCAGCUUGGUCUGGACCAAAACUCUGACUUCUCCGACUCCAGCGUGCAACAGCGCCUGGACGAGCACCGCGAGAGGAUCCGCAGGGAGAUCCGCAAGGAGCUGAAGAUCAAGGAGGGUGCCGAGAAUCUGCGUAGGGCCACCACAGACAAGAGGAAUGCCCAGCAGGUGGACUCACAGCUCCGCAGCUCCAAGCGAAAGUUGGAGUCCCUCCAUGCUCAGCUGCAGGAGCUGGACGCACACAUCGUGGUCAAGGGCCCUGAUGACAACAAAGACACCCCACAGUCUCCAGGGUCGGUCAGUCGCACAUCGGCUAACCAGCACCGCAUCGCUGCUUUGGAGCGGCAGCUGAACAUUGAGCUGAAGGUCAAGCAGGGAGCAGAGAACAUGAUCCCAAUCUAUGCCAAUGGAGGUACCAAGGACAAGAAGCUUCUCCAGACGGCUCAGCAGAUGCUGCAGGACAGCAAGACAAAGAUCGACAUCAUCCGCAUGCAGAUUCGAAAGGCAAUGCAGGCCACGGAGCAGUCUGAGGACAACCAAUGUAAGCCCGACCUGUGUGGGGUGGAGCUGCGCGUGGAGGAGCUGUGGCAUCACUAUCGCGUGGAGCACGCAAUGGCCGAGGGGGCCAAGAACAUGAUGAGGCUGCUGGGAGCAGGAAAGGUCCAGGACAAGAAGGCCAUGACUGAGGCUCAGUGUGGUCUGAGCGAGUCGUCCCAGCGUCUGGACCUGCUCAGGUGCUCUCUGGAGCAGAGGCUGGUGGAGCUCCCCGAGGAUCAUCCCAAAGCUUGCCUCAUCAAGGAGGAGCUAGUGCUGGCCUCCUCCUCGGCCUUCAGCUCCCGCCACAGCACCCCCUACGUCCACAACCAGUACAGCACCCUGAGCAAACCGUCUCCACUCACAGGUACACUUGAGGUGCGUCUUCUGGGCUGUGUGGGGCUGCUGGAGGUCGUCCCAGGGCGAAGCAGAGCGAACCCGUUGGUUCUUCCCUCUCACUCUCCAGGAGAUGGACGCUCCUCAUUCAAACUGAGUGGCCUCUAUAGCCGCAGCACCAGCAGCAUGAGCCUCAAGAUCCCCGGCAAGAACGAGGAGCUCUCCACGGAGGUAAGCGCAGUGCUGAAGCUGGAGAACACAGUGGUGGGUCAGACAGUUUGGAAAACAGUUGGAGAGCAGGCCUGGGACCAGACCUUCACUGUCGAGCUGGAGAGAUCCAGGGAGAUGGAGAUUGCAGUGUACUGGAGAGAUUACCGCUCCCUGUGUGCUCUGAAGUACCUGAAGCUGGAAGAGUUCCUGGACAACCAAAGACACCGAAUCCAGCUGGAGCUGGAGCCACAGGGGCUGCUGCUGGCUGAGGUGACUUUCUUCAAUCCAGUAAUAGAGAGAGGCCGUCGACUUCAGAGGCAGAAGAAAGUAUUCUCUAAACAGCACGGUAAAGCCUUCCUGCGUGCUCGUCAGAUGAAUGUGGACAUCGCCACGUGGGUCCGCCUGCUGAGGAACGCCAUCCCCAGCGGAAGCAACACACCUUCUUACACACCAAGUUUCUCAAGCAGCACACUCACACACAGCACAGGAGAAAUCUCGGUGGAGAAGCUGAAUCUGGAAGGCACCUCACCUCCCAAAGCUGAAAUCAGGAGAGAUGUGGUGGAUGCACCGGCUCCCUUGGAACAGACGCCAGUCAUUGAGCCCCCUUCCACGCCGGAUGUCCCUGUUCAUGAGCAGCCAACCAGAUCGCUGUCCCAGAACUCUUUACGCAGACCCAGCAGCGGCCCUCUGUCCCUGCAGGACUUCAAGCUGAUAGCAGUGCUCGGCAGGGGUCACUUUGGGAAGGUGUUGCUGUCGGAAUACAAACGGUCAGGCAGCCAGUACGCCAUCAAAGCCCUGAAGAAGGGAGACAUCGUCGCGAGGGAUGAAGUGGAAAGUCUGAUGUGUGAGAAGCGGAUCUUUGAGACCGUCAACGGCUCCCACCACCCCUUCCUGGUCAACCUGUUUGCAUGUUUCCAGACGCCAGAACAUGUGUGUUUUGUCAUGGAGUACACCGCAGGAGGAGACCUCAUGAUGCACAUACAUGCAGACGUCUUUUCUGAGCCACGUGCUGUGUUCUACUCAGCUUGUGUCGUCUUGGGUCUGCAGUUCCUUCAUGACCAUAAGAUUGUGUAUCGGGAUCUUAAAUUGGACAACCUGCUGCUCGACACAGACGGUUUUGUGAAGAUAGCAGACUUUGGGCUCUGUAAAGAAGGCAUGGGUUAUGGGGACCGGACCAGCACAUUCUGUGGGACCCCUGAGUUUCUGGCCCCGGAGGUGCUGACAGACACGUCAUACACCAGAGCUGUGGACUGGUGGGGCCUCGGGGUGCUCAUCUAUGAGAUGUUGGUCGGUGAGUCUCCAUUCCCAGGUGACGAUGAGGAGGAGGUUUUCGACAGCAUAGUGAACGAUGAGGUGCGCUAUCCCCGCUUCCUCUCCACCGAAGCCAUCGGCAUCAUGAGACGGUUGUUGAGAAGGAAUCCUGAAAGACGUCUGGGCUCUGGAGAAAAAGAUGCCGAAGAUGUUAAAAAACAACCUUUCUUCAGGAAUAUGGACUGGGAGGCCCUCCUUCAGAGGAAGGUCCCACCGCCGUUCGUCCCGACCAUCGGAGGAAAGGAAGAUGUCAGCAACUUUGACGUGGAGUUCACAGCUGAGGCUCCCACCCUCACGCCGCCCCGCGAGCGCCGCACCCUCAAUCGCAAGGAGCAGGACUACUUCAAGGAUUUUGACUAUGUAUCCGACCUCUGCUAGGGUCAGAGGUCACAGGGUUCUUAGCUGCCCACUGCCAGCCACAGACUCUGAAAUGAGACGGAGAAGUGACGGCUGACUUUGUCCUGCACAGGGAGGGAGAGAGAGACUCGGUUGCGAUGAGAGGCGAGGAUUACUCUUACUCUGUCCUCCUCCUCUCUGUAUGUUUGUGUUUUCAAUGGAUGGAGGACCGGCUGCGCCGAGUGUGUGUGACUGAGGAUCAGCAGAUUCUGAUCGCCCGUUACACACACACAUAGUGUCACGGAUCUGCCGACCCCGAGAUCAGCAGAUCCGUGACACGAGUGGCUUUUAGAGGAGGAGGAAGUGGUCCUGAUAGCAUAAAAUAAUCCAGAUUAUGUAACAAGUGGUGGAUGAGAGGAUGGACCCGACUGUCUGUCCUGCCUGGCAACACACUGAAGCAAAAAAGAAAAAAAAAGAAAUCAGCAAUUGUACCGGAAAUGCUCAGAGAGAGUGAAAAUCAGUUAUUCUGACAGGAAGCAGUUUGUCUCGUUCCUUCCUGCACUUGCUCUCGUCUCUUGUCCUUUUAUCUCUGCUGUUUGUUGCUGCUAAGUGUGCGUUUCGCUGUGUACGGUGUCCCUGCCUCAGUCAUGAAUGUAUCCACAUCAUGCACCACCUGUACAUUUACACACGGGGGAGCCAGAGCAAAGAGAAAACAUCUGCCAACUUCUGAUCAGAGCUGCUGCUGCCGCCUGCUGGCAACAGCAGAGCGAAGAGAGGGAGGAGAGUCUGCGCUCCAUCCCACCCAGACACCUUCUUCAUCAUCGUCUCCUCGUGUCCGCCGUCUUUCGGUACAACACAGAUUUUUUAACUACAAUCAUUUUUCAAUGACCACAUGAAAGCUUUUACAAAUUUUAUUCUUUUUUUGUGAUUUAUAGUUUUUUUUUGUUCCCUCCGUCUGUGUUUCUUCCUCUGUCAUUUGCUGGUGAAAUGUGUUGGAACUGUGACUCAGUAAAGAUGUGAACUCAA